ACGGCCCUUCUCUUCUAAAAACCCUAACUCCCUUUCUUCUUUAUUACAUUUCUUCCUCUUUAUCCCUUCUGUGAGCAAACAGAGAGAGAGCGCCGAAAUGGGUCGUGUAAUCAGAGCACAACGUAAGGGAGCAGGUUCCGUAUUCAAAUCUCACACUCAUCACCGCAAGGGUCCUGCAAGGUUCCGUUCGCUUGAUUUCGGUGAACGUAAUGGUUACCUCAAAGGUGUUGUUACAGAAAUCAUUCAUGAUCCAGGUAGGGGUGCGCCAUUGGCACGUAUGACAUUCCGUCAUCCGUUCCGUUACAAGCAUCAGAAGGAAUUGUUCGUUGCUGCAGAAGGGAUGUAUACUGGUCAGUUUAUUUACUGUGGGAAAAAAGCUAAUCUUAUGGUUGGUAAUGUCCUUGCACUCAGAUCUAUACCUGAAGGUGCUGUGGUUUGUAACGUUGAGCAUAAAGUUGGUGACCGUGGUGUUUUUGCUAGAUGCUCUGGUGAUUAUGCUAUUGUUAUCAGUCACAACCCCGAUAACGGAACAACUAGGAUUAAGCUUCCAUCUGGAUCCAAGAAGAUUGUGCCCAGUGGAUGUCGAGCCAUGAUUGGUCAGGUUGCUGGUGGAGGAAGAACUGAGAAACCAAUGCUUAAAGCUGGUAAUGCAUACCACAAGUACCGGGUAAAGAGGAACUGCUGGCCAAAGGUUCGUGGUGUUGCUAUGAAUCCUGUGGAGCAUCCUCAUGGUGGUGGUAACCAUCAACAUAUUGGUCAUGCCAGUACUGUCCGUCGUGAUGCACCACCUGGUCAAAAGGUUGGUCUUAUUGCAGCAAGGAGGACUGGUCGUCUUCGUGGUCAAGCUGCUGCUACUGCUGCCAAAGCUGACAAGGCCUAAGAUAUUAGUUUUGUUACUGUUUUCCUUCUUGUUGUGUUUGGAUUUUGAGUAUUCAGCUACAAUCAUCUUUAUACUAAGUUUUGUUGGGAUCUUAUUUAGACAAAUUUGCCAUUUAUAAAUGUGUUUAGCUUGGCUCUCA
Messenger RNA from Solanum dulcamara, 1019 nucleotides. Its product is annotated as 60S ribosomal protein L8-like. The record is from RefSeq and is a predicted model, not a curated record. The transcript has 2 exons. Lineage: Eukaryota; Viridiplantae; Streptophyta; Magnoliopsida; Solanales; Solanaceae. The coding region runs from base 98 to 880 and encodes 260 amino acids. Gene Ontology annotation, cellular component: cytosolic large ribosomal subunit; ribosome. Gene Ontology annotation, molecular function: RNA binding; structural constituent of ribosome. Gene Ontology annotation, biological process: cytoplasmic translation.